Molecule: messenger RNA, 1896 nt
Organism: Letharia lupina
Lineage: Eukaryota; Fungi; Ascomycota; Lecanoromycetes; Lecanorales; Parmeliaceae
Exons: 7
Coding region: 1-1896 (631 amino acids)
Source: RefSeq, a predicted model, not a curated record
AUGAAGUCCUUUCUCACUUUGUCUACCGUUGUCGCCGCUACUGUCGCCGCCAACGGCUUGGAGAAUCGGUGGUUUCCAGGUUGGAAUUCCUCUACCUCCUAUCCCGAGACCGAGACAUUGACCACUUACACCACCGUCACCACGUGCCCUCUUACGAUCAGUUCCGGAAGCGCCUAUCACACAACCCUAACUACCUCCACCAUUGUAGUCACCAGUUGCAAGGGAGGCUGCUAUAGAACUGCCACCCCACCACCACCAAAGAAGACAGCCUCGAUCGGGACUGCUCCGCCACCACGACCACCACCACCAAAGAAGACAACCUCGAUCGGGACUGUUCCCCUACCUCCACCAUCGGUUACACCCCCUCCACUGAAGCCAUCCAAUGGAACCACUGUGGUGGUCCCCUCCGUCUCUCUACCUCGCGAGACUCCAAUCUACUCAAAUACCACCAUUUUUAAAACCAAGACCGAGACGAUUCCUACGUCACCCAGUGCCGUGACCAUCAGUUAUACCACGAGCACCAUUUUUAUCACCACUACGACGUGCCCAGUCACGUCGACCAUCAUUACGACUGGUUCCACAACGGAGACUGUCCCCGUUACUGAAACGAAAACUACCGUCAUAACGAGCAUCACGAGGGUCCCGGUGACCAAGACUAAAACCACAGGGACCACAAGCCUUACAACGAGAUACAUAACGAGUACCACUUGCCCAGUGACAUCCACCGUCGUGACGUCUAAAUCGUCAAUCACCACUGUGCCAACGACCCUCACGAAAACCACAGUACUCACCAGCAUUAUGACACUUCCGAAACAAGUGACUAAUACCACGGAGAUUGUUGUCAAGACGAAACCCAUCGUCACCAAAUCAACCGAGUCGACCAGCUUCACAACGAGCACAGUGUACAUAACUACCACGACUUGUCCGGUGACUUCAACCGUCAUCACGAAAGAAUCUACAACCUCGACAGUGCCUGUCACCCUUACAAAGACCACCGUACUAACUAGCCUUACUACGAUCCCCGUCCCCAUUACGCCUGUCGUCACCAAGUCAGUCGAGACGGUCGUUUCCACCACGAAACUGAUAACCUACACGACCACCUCUUGCCCAGUAACCAGCACUGUUGUCACAAUCAGCGAGACGCCCAAAACCGUACCUAUCACGCAGACCUUCACCAUCACGACCAGUUCGAUAUCUACAUUUCCAAUAACCACAACCUCACCCAUUCUCGUAACCACACCUGGAAAGGAGACUGAAAACGAGGUUGAGACCCUAGUUCCGACUCAGAUCAUGAUCGAAACCACUAUCUCCGAGACCUCAACUACGGUGUUCAGUACUCCACCCCCAGAAACGGAGACUGAAACCGAGGUUCAGACCCCAGCUCCGACUCCAAUUAUGAUCGAAACCACCAUCUUCGAGACCCCAACUACGAUACUCAGUACUCUACCCCCGGAAAAGGAGACUGAAACCGAGGUUCAGACCCCAGCUCCGACUCCAAUUAUGAUCGAAACCACCAUCUUCGAGACCCCAACUACGAUACUCAGUACUCUACCCCCGGAAAAGGAGACUGAAACCGAGAUUAAGACGCCAGCUUCUCCAACGCCUGUAGUCAUGACCACACCGGAGAAGGAGACGGAAACAGGAACGAUCACCCCGGAGGUUGAGGCGACCUCCAAGACACCAGAAUUUGAGAGUACGCCGGAAGUUACGCCCGCCAGUACCACAGUACCAAGCGCUCCGCUUAUCACUGAAGCAACUGAGGGUCAACCCGAAUACCCCGUACAAACAUCUACCCCAACUUCCACGUCACCGCUCGCUUUCAAGGGUGCAGCGCCCACCAACAAGCCUGCAGUGGCCGCUUUGGCUGGCUUGGUUGCGCUCAUGGCGCUGGUCUAA